GCAACAGGAAAAAAGGAAGAUUGUCCUUCUCCAAAACAACCCUUUUUUCUUCAAGUGUGGCCGCCGCGUUGGAGUUGGAGGCACCGCCGUACGUCGAGGACGCCGCCGCCGGGAUGAGCUGGUUCGACACGACCGGAAUCGCGAACCUCGCCAAGACGGCCCUGAAGGAGGCCCAAAAGCAGAUCGACAAGGCGCUGGACAUCAAGGACGAUGAGGAGGAUGGUUCGGGUUCGGUUGUGGCCACCGGUGCUAGCGCACCGGAGGAAGGGGAGCAGCAGCAGAAGGGGGGCGGCGAAAGUAAGACGGAACCGAGCACUCCGGUGCAGGGAGGAGGCGCGAAGGGAGGGGGGAACGUCGGGAAGGGCCAGGCGGACAGCAUUUGGGGCUCGUUUACGGGUUCGUUCUUUGAGCAGCCGGUUACGGCGGCCAAUGUGACCGUAACGAAGGCGCCUUCGAGCUUGAAGCGGAAGAGCUUUGAGGAUUCGGGGAUUGCGGAGGUUCCGGCCAAGGGCGGCUCGCCGGAGAAUAGUUCGGAAUCGAUUGAGCUGCUGAGUCCGGUUACGACGCCGGGGUCGGCGUUGACCUCGCCCAGUUCGGCGCCCACGCUCGGACAGGAAUCGGACUCGGUGGAGGUCAUCCGGCCGCUGGGGACGCCGUCCAGUGUUUCGUCGCCGGAGUCGAUUACGAGCACGGCCACGGAACGAAGCCCGGCCGAGGGCGAGGAAGAGAUGCGGUUCACCUCGGUCGAACUCGGCGACGACGACAUCAGCGUGGAGGAAGAUUCCGUGUCGUACACCCUGUCGGAACAACCCAUUACGGUGAUGGAAACGGGCGAAUCAACGACGAUCCCCAUCACGGUGGCCCCCAGCCGUAGCUCGCUCCAUCUUACCCUGGACAAAACCUCCCGCCAGAUGACCUUCUCCGAGGUCUCCGUCUGCGACACGGAAGAAUCCAACGAUUCCGAAACCACGGUCACGUCCAAACCCGAAGAAUCGCUAAUCGAAAAGUCGUACGAAAACGUCGAAAUCCAAACCCAAAUCUCCGACUCCACCCACAGCUUCGAGGAGAUCCCGUCCCAACACCCCUCGGACGAGCCAACUCCGUCGCACCUGCUCAACAAACCGGAACCGACCUCGUCCGGGGACGAGAUCGAAACGGCCACCUCGUCCGACAUCGAAAUCAUCUCCAGCCCGGGCAACGGCGGCGACUCCAGCAGCACCAACUCGUGCGGGGCGGCGUACGUGAAGAUCCCCGACGGCAAGUCGUCGUCCAACAUCGACAGCAUGAUGGGCAAGAAGCGCGGUCACACGCGCGAACCGUCGGAGAUUUCCGUGCAGAGCGCCAACAGCGACGACCUGAGCGAGAGUGAGAAGCUGACGCGCCGGCUGGCGGAGGUGUCCGAGCUGUUGGAACAGCGCGAGUUCCGCCUGCUCGAGCUGGGUCGCCAGAACGCCGAACUGCACGAGCAGAACCUCACGCUCACCGAGCAGCUGGCGUCCAAGCAGAAGCGCGCCGAAAGCUGCGAAUCCGAAGAGUACACCCAGCGCCUAUCCGCCCUGGAGCGGAAGUUCCAGCAGGCGAUCCGCGAGCGGGAAGCGUUCAAGCGUCAGCUGGAGACGUGCCGGUCGGAAGCGCAGGGCAAGCUGAACCGCGGCGAGGUGGACAAGCUGCUCGCGGAGAAGGACUUUCUGGUGGAGGAGCUGAAGAAGGAGGGCGAGAGCCUGUCCAAGCAGGUGCUGAACCAUUCCAAUAUCAUUAAGAAGCUGCGGGCGAAGGAGAAGGAGAGCGAGGGCACGGUGAGGAAGCUGCGGGAGGAGAUUGGGGACUUGACGGACGAGACGGAACGGUUGAACCGGUCGCUUUCGGCCAAGGAGGAGGUCGAGCGGAGCCAGAUCGAUGCCGUGCACAAGCUGUCGUCGGAGAAGCGGAAGCUGGAGAAGGAGUGUGGGGCGUUGCGGGGACAGCUGGACGAUCAGGGCCAGAAGCUGGAGACGCUGAAGAAGAGCUUUGACUUUGCGAAGCGGGAGCUGACGGAGAAGACGGAAGCGUUCCAGGAGAUGGCGCGGAAGUCUUCGCUGCUGGCCACGAUGGAGACGGAACACAGCGGGAUUCUGCGAGCGAACGAGCAGAUCAGUACGGAGCUGGAAGAUCUGCGGGAGAAGCUGAGACGGAGUGAGGCGGAACAUGCACAGCGGAUGCAGCGGCUGAAGAACGAGAACGCCGAGCUGUUGCAGCGAGUGGAGGAGACGGAAACGCGAGCGGAGGAGGAGAAGAACGCUACGGCGAUGGUGACGGUGCCGCUGAUGAAGCAGAUCGAGUCGUUGCAGAAUGCCACGAGGAACAAGGAACGACUGUGGGAGCAGCGGGAAGCGGAGUUGGCCAGGAAGCUAGACGAAGCGGUCGAGAAGGGCCGCAACUUUGGAGACAACGAGCGAACGCUCAAGGAGCAGAUCUUCGCGAUGAACGGAAGGAUCUCCAACCUGGAGGAGCGGCUUACGGCGGCACUGUUCCGAUCGGAAGAACUGACAAACAACCUGCAGCAGAAGCAGAUCGAGCUGGAUCUGUUCGAAAGUGACCACAAGCUCAAGCUGAAGUCGCUGGAAGACGAACGGAAGUCGUUGAGAGGUAAGCUAGCCGACCUCGAGUCACACUCCGCUGAACAAGACCGUCAGCUAGCCCAGCAAAAAGAGCAGCUACACGCACUCAAAGAACAACAACAAAAACAACCAAAACCCCAAGAUACCACCCGCCAAUCCCCACCCUCGCCCAACUCGCGAACAUCCUCACCCACCCCGAGCAUGGGCAACCUCUCGCUCCCCGAGUCCAUCGGAAGCAUCCCGUGGAACCGAGAGCCGGAAGACGACGUCGGCUCCAACAGCGGCGGCCGGCAAACCAUCGGCCCUGGACUGCUGCACACCACUUCCCUCCUCGAGAACCUGCAGGCCACGCUGAAGCAACGCGACGGCGAAGUGUACCAGCUGCAGUGGGAGCUGUCCCGCUUCCAGCAGGAACGGAACGUCCUCAACACGGAGAUCUCCAGCCUGACGGCGGAACUGGACGGGAUCCGGGAAAAGUUCGAGCAAACCGUCAAGCUGGAGGAAGACUUUGGCGCGCUCCAAACCCGGUACGACGCACUGCUGCAGCUGUACGGCGAAGCCGUCGAAAAGAUCGAGGAGCUGAAGUUGGACCUGGUGGACGUGAAGGAGAUGUACAAGGUCCAGAUUGACGAUCUGUUGCGGCAGGUUAACGCGCUGAAUGCCGCUGCGAGCAAACCCUAGCCGGAGCAGGUUGGAGGAGGAGGACGAUGUGCCAGCCAGUAGCUGCUGAACGAACUACGAUGUGAUAGUUUUGUGUGUGGCGUGGUGUGCAAUAGCUUUCCGGCUGGUUUUGGAAAGUUGUGGGUGUGGCGCCUUCGCAGUGUUUGUACAUAGCUCUGCGCAAUUUGUUUUGUUUUUGGUUUUUGUUUUUCCCCUAUUAAGUAGAAUAAAGUUGGUCGGAAUCGAGGGAGGAAUUCCCAGGAAAGAAGGGGAAGUUGCGCCAUUUUGCCAGUAGCGUUUGUUGAAGCUUCGGAGAUUGGCCAUUUAAGGAUGGCUUGUGUACCGUACUAUGGAACGAAUCCUUUGAAAAAUCUUCUAAGAAAAUACUAUAAAUUUACGUCUAAAGUGAGCGUCCAGCAGAGUGUAGGAGAGGACAAACGACACACAAUGAUCAAGAAAAAAAAAUCUUGCAUAUGACGUCUAUGCGCAUCGUAAUUUUAUAAUCCUACAAACAUAUAGAAUAAUAUAUUUAUCUUCAAAAAU
Messenger RNA from Culex pipiens pallens (northern house mosquito), 3800 nucleotides. It is a transcript of the gene Tmf, whose product is annotated as TATA element modulatory factor. Lineage: Eukaryota; Metazoa; Arthropoda; Insecta; Diptera; Culicidae. The record is from RefSeq and is a predicted model, not a curated record. Gene Ontology annotation, cellular component: endoplasmic reticulum; Golgi apparatus. The transcript has 3 exons. The coding region runs from base 114 to 3278 and encodes 1054 amino acids.